AUGCCGCAUCGUGAUGGCUUCCAAAACUCACUCAGCUUCACCAUCAGUCUGUGUUUGGUCUUCACCAUUGCCGUGGCUGCGGCACGCUUCUGGAUCCGUCGUGGGUCCUACGGAAUCGACGACGCUAUCAUCGCAUUCGGCACUGUCACAUCUCUCGUGCGGACGGGACUGAACUAUUCUGCUCUUCAACUUGGAAUGGGUCAGCCCGCGCAGUCAUUUUCAACCGGCGAGGCUCUGACCAAUUUGAAUGAUCUCUCGUUCGCAAGCAUGAUCAUGUUUCUGGUCAGCCUGUACACUACCAAGUGCGCGACGAUCGCUUUUCUCAGCCGCGUGACCUCUAGCACCGAGUGGACACUCUUGUAUCACGUUUUCAGUGGGAUCAUAGGCUUUGUGGGCCUUUCGUCGGUUCUCCUUGCCACGGUCGGAUGCACCGCCUCAUCUGGAUUUUACUGGAAUGUAUAUGGAAACCUACAUUCAUGUCCAGCACAGGGUAUUCGCUGGCAAGUCAUUACUGGCCUCGACGUCUGUACGGAAGUCUUGAUCCUUGCACUCCCUGUGCAUCUAGUCUGGAAUCUGCACAUGCGCCGAACAAAGAAAAUAAUGCUCACUGCAGCGUUCUGUAUCAGAAUUCCGGUCUUGUUGCUGUCAAUCGGCCGCAGCAUGUCUGUGGCGGAGCUUCAACAGCCCCAGAUCGAUGUUGGAUUGCAGAGUGCGCUCGUCGCUAUUUGGAUGGACGUUGAGUUGGCUAUUGCACUGGCUGCAAGCACGAUCUCCGCUCUGAAGACUUUCACGGAGAACUUCAACAUCGGAUUCGGCCUUGGCUUCACUCGUGGCAGAUUGGAGCAAAGGUAUGAUAUGUCGGAAAGAACUCGCCCAGCCGCGAAACACAGCGAAAAGGACGAGGCGAUUGUCGCUGUCCAAUUCGAGGUCUGCGAUAAAUCGUCAAUGUCAUGUUAA
Dissoconium aciculare CBS 342.82 is the source of this 957-nucleotide messenger RNA. RefSeq lists its product as uncharacterized. Bases 1 to 957 code for a protein of 318 amino acids. The record is from RefSeq and is a predicted model, not a curated record. The transcript has 4 exons. NCBI's taxonomy places the organism in Eukaryota, Fungi, Ascomycota, Dothideomycetes, Mycosphaerellales, Dissoconiaceae.